This is a messenger RNA of Canis lupus familiaris (dog), 3750 nucleotides long. RefSeq names its product collagen alpha-1(I) chain-like. The record is from RefSeq and is a predicted model, not a curated record. NCBI's taxonomy places the organism in Eukaryota, Metazoa, Chordata, Mammalia, Carnivora, Canidae. The transcript has 3 exons. Bases 1 to 3750 code for a protein of 1249 amino acids.
AUGGCGGCGGCGGCGGCCCGCGGGCGGGGGACGGGGACGCCCGGCGGUCGCGCCGGGGCCGGCAGCGGGCCGAGCACGCGCUCACGCGGGACGGAGGCGGGGCGCCGGGCCGGAGCCCGAACCCCUCCCCGCCACCGGGGAGACGCGCGCGGGGCCGCGGACGGCCAACGGCGAGCGGCCGCCGGGGACCCGACCCACGCCCGGGGCACGCGCGCGCCAGGGCGGGGACGCGGCCGGCGGGGGUGGGGGGCGGCGGGAGACGACGGCGGCCCCUCGUCACCACACAACGCCACCGCCGGGGGGCGGGGGCGAGCGGCGGACGCGGGCGGGAAGGCCGCAGCGGGCCCGGGAAGCGCCGGGCGCCCCGGGGAGCGCGGCACCGGGUCGGCAAGACGGACGACGGACGGGGGCGGACUUUCGGGAAAGGCCGCGGACGGGAGACGCUCCGGCGGCCAGGGGCCAGCCAGGCGCCGGAGAACGGCGAGCGGGAGCGGUGGAGGAGAGGACCGCGGGCCACCGCGAGGGGCUUUCGGGAAGCCUCAGAAGGCACCCGGGAGGCCGAGGUCGGGCGCCCAGGGGCGCACGCGGGGUCCCACCGCCCGAGGCCUCCAGCGCAAGGGCGGUCCCGCGGCACCCGAGGACGCCGGCCCGGCCCCCCACGGCGGGCCCCAAGCAACCUCGCGGGGCUCGGGGGCCCCAACCGCCACCGUUCACGCGACCGGUUCUCCCGAGAACGCUCUCCCGCACACGCGCAACGACGCCCCGCCCCAACACCCCCCGCGCGCCUCCCUCCUCCCCUUCCUCGGAGGACCGAGAGCACUUCGCCCGGGGACGCCCCCCCCGAGCCACGGCGGCCAAGGGGGGGGGCAAGACACCCAACAGCGGCGAGGCCGGUUUCGGUCCACGGAGGGCGGAGUUAGGGGCGCGGCACGCGCGGCGCGCCCGCGACCGUGCGGUCGGGGGACGCGGGCAGGCGGGGGGGACGGGGGGGGGCGGGUCGGCGGCGACGGGGAGGAGGCGCACAGCGGGCGAGGGCCGGGAGAGCGCGUGGGGAAGGGCCGGUCCCGGGAAGGGCGCGCCAACGAAGGCGCGAGCCGGGCCACCGGGCGGGAGCUGGCCCGACCCACACGCGCCCGCCGAGCCACCGCCGGCGGCGACUCGGCUCGGGAGCGGGCGGCGGCCCAGACAGCCAGCCGGCCGCUAGCGCGGCACACACGCACACACACGGGGGGCACGGGUGCGCCUCCCUUGCCGACUUCUUCCACCACCCGCUCCUCGGACACGCCGACGACGGCGGCGGCAGCCCGAGGGGAGUCGCCGGGGAAGGAAACGACGCCACCGCUCGGCCUCAGGCACCUGAGGCGACCUGGAGCGCUCCAGGGGCACCACGGAGGGCCGGGCGCAACGCGCUCAAGCGCGCCCAGGCCGGGCGGUGAGCAGCGCGGCGUCGGGCCGGCCCUCCCCGCGGAGGAGGGGAGGGCCGCUCGCCACGGACCCGGGGCCUUCGGGAAAGGCCGGCGAGAGUGUCCGCCGCGUCCGAGGACCCCGGUCCCGCCAGCGCCGCGAGGCAAGAAGGCGGGAGGCCGGGGUCGGGCCGGAGUCCGCACCACCCCCAACCCCGGCGCGCGCCCCCCGCGCACCCGCCACGACGGCCGGGCGCGGAGGAGCCGGGGAGGGAGGGGCCCGCGGGCAGAACGAGAAGAGCGGUCGCAUCCGCCGUGGACGCCCGUCCCUCGUCUGACGCGGCUUAGGCCCGGCCCAGGAGAGCACGAGAUCACCACAUCGAUCGAUCGGCAGCAAGCUGCGGCCCCGAGGGGGCUUCCCGAGGAGCAAAAGCCCAGCGAGGACGGCGACCGGGGGGACCUGCUUCCGCCUCACCGGCAAGCCCCUCGACCCCCGGGGGGGGGGGGGGCAGGAGCGACCGGACAACCCCAGACACAGCGGGGGACGCCUGACACGCGGCACGGAGCCUUGCGAGACAGGGGUUGUCACGGCCAACGGCCGGGUGCCCACGGCAUGGAGCGCACGGGGGUAAAAGACCCACCGCCACCUGCCCACACCGCCCUCCCUCGGGUGCCGGAGACCGGAGGGCGACACCGCGACCCGGGCCACCUGGAGUCCAGCACGAGAGCCGGCGCGCAGGCCCAGGCGGACGGCUCAGGCUCCAGCGAGCGAGGACAGGGACCGGCUCGGCCGCGCGGUCAAGCCCGGAACCCCACCCGCGCCCAGAGGCCCACAUCUCUAAGGCGAGCGACGGACGGACCGGCUGUCUUUUACGUCUGCCUGUCGUCUGUCUGCCUGUCGCCGAAACACAACGUGUCAGCACCUACCUGGCAACAAAAAAUGUUCAUUUCGGGCAAGAAAAUAACCGCGCCUGCCGGCGGGGACCAACCACAGGUCACCGCGACCUCCCGGGACCGUGACACGGCCAACUGUCCCCAAAACCUGCCCCACGGCGCCCCCCCACCCCCACCCCACGGAGCCCCCAGGGCUAUCUGGUCGACCCAGGGAACGGGGGGGGGGGGGGAGGGGAGGAGGGGCGAUACGCGGUCGGUGGAGACGCCACGCCGCCACGCCGCCACGCCGCCACGCCGCCACGCCGCCACGCCGCCACGCCGCCAAGCCAGUGAUCUCCGAGAGGAGACUUUGAAAAAUCAUCAAAGUUCUCCGGAGGCAGGCACCGUGCGGAGGCCGUCCCCCGCGGCCCUCAGGACCGCCCCGUGCCUACCGCCGUCCCCAACCCCGGCUCGGGCCAGGGGAGGUGGAGGGCCACGCGCGGCAGAGGCAGCCUCACCGGGAAUCGCCACCGGGGCCGGACGCCCGAACGGACGGCCCGCCCACCCCCGCGUGGCACCCGGUCCGACCGCCCGGGACCCACCUCCGCAGCGGGCCUCGGAACAAGGGGAGAAAAUCGCGUCCGACGCCCGGGACCCCCACACGUGCCCGCAGCCGGGUCUGUCGCGCCACCCACGGGCUUCCCCUCCAGGCUCAGACCGGUCCCCGUCGCCAGGGCGUGACCACGGGAGACAACCGAGUGACACGGAAGGAAGGCCCGAAGAUCGCCCGGAGCCACAGGACGGACGGCGGGACACACCCUGUCCCCCGCCCCCGAGGCGGCCCAGGUCGGUCCGCGCGGGCGGAGGAGGAGCCACCGGCGGGUGCUGGUCGACCCACCCAGGCGGCCCGCACGGCCUCCUCCGGGAGCGAGGCGGAGGCGACAGCGGCGACAGCGGCGACGGCGACACUCCCUCGCAGCUCCGGAGGUCCAAUCUCCGGCGAGCGCAUCGCGCGCCGAGGCCCCGGCGACAGCCGGACGCUCGCGCCGGAGCCGCCCUCCUCCUGGAACUCGGCCCCGGGAAACCGACACCAAAGCUGUUCCUUGCCUGUCGCCGCCGAGCCUCCGGAGGGGACACGCUCUAUAAAAGCGGCCGCCAGGUGGCACCCGACAACCGGCGCGAACGACAGCGGGACAGAUCCGGGCGGCGAGGCCGUCAGGGCGCCUCGGAUCUCGCCUCUCGGCCCGGGGACGGCGGAGGGCCCCGGGAGCACACGGCCGCGCACCGCGCGAACCCCCGUCCUCCCGGGGCGGGGGAGCCUUGGAAAACCCGUCCGUCCGUCCGUCCGUCCGUCCGGGCCCGCUGCCGCCCGGAAAGGGGGUCGCGCUCGCCGCGCGGGGCUCCCGGGACGACUCAGGCACGUUUCCGAGGUCAGGGAGGGAACGUAGAGCCGAAACCAGGCGAGGACUCUUAG